Molecule: messenger RNA, 471 nt
Organism: Aspergillus caelatus
Lineage: Eukaryota; Fungi; Ascomycota; Eurotiomycetes; Eurotiales; Aspergillaceae
Exons: 2
Coding region: 157-399 (80 amino acids)
Source: RefSeq, a predicted model, not a curated record
CCGCAACCCACUUGCCCAUAACCUCUAACCCUCCUCCUAGACCGUACCAAUCUCUUAGAACCCUGACGCUUCAAUCUACUCGUCCUUACUUCAUCCACCACUGAAACUGCAUUCAAUAGUUACAGUUCCUGGUGUUGCAUCAUUACAUAUAGCAACAUGAAGAAUGAACAGCGAGACCACCCUAAUACUUCCCGUAAAAUUUGGACGCGGAGAGCCAAUGAGGAAUUUGUGGCUUCUAUGGUGUCGAUGUUUAUUGCCAUGGAGCUCGAGGGCCUUGUGUUUGGCUAUGAGAGAUCGGGGGAGAGUGAGAGCUACACUUACUGGUGCCUCCGUAUGUUUAUUAUGGGUUUUAUUAACUGGCUCGGUCAAUUUUUAUAUAAAAGAUACAGAGGUAUAUAAAUAGAUAGAAUAUGUGUUUUCUAGAAAAGCCGUAAAGCAACAGUAAUCAAAGCCAAUUCACAUAAGAAAAUA